AUGCUCUCGGAGCUCAGUCCUGUGCCACAGAGGUCCCGCCCGCGUCCCCAGCAGCAGGAGGCGAAGGAGGAGGAGUUGUCCUACCCGGAGUGGAUUAGCCGGAGUUACGUGGAGCUCAUGAGUCUGGACGAGCACUCGAUGCAGGCGCUGUCCUGGAGGAAGCUCUACCUGAGCCGGGCCAAACUCAAAGCCUCCAGCCGCACCUCGGCGCUGCUCUCCGGAUUCGCCAUGGUUGCAAUGGUAGAAGUCCAACUAGAUGCAAGCCAUGAGUACCCAGCUGGCCUCCUGAUUGCUUUCAGUGCCUGUACUACUGUCCUGGUUGCUGUACAUUUAUUUGCACUGAUGAUCAGCACCUGCAUCCUGCCCAACAUUGAAGCAGUGAGCAAUGUCCAUAAUCUCAACUCUGUCAAAGAGUCCCCUCAUGAAAAGAUGCAUCGUCACAUUGAACUAGCAUGGGCUUUUUCCACUGUCAUUGGGACGCUUCUGUUCCUGGCUGAAGUUGUGCUGCUUUGUUGGGUGAAAUUUCUGCCAGUGAACAAUCCAAAGACCUCAGUGAAUGAUACUUCCAUUAGUCCUGGAAAAGAAGCGGCCAUCGCCUCCACAUGUAUAAUGGUGCCAUUUGGAAUAAUCUUCAUAGUAUUUGCUGUUCAUUUCUACAGGUCACUGGUCAGUCACAAAACAGAUCGACAGUUCCAGGAGUUGAAUGAACUUGCUGAGCUGGCUCAACUUCAGGACCAAUUGGACCACAGAGUGGAUUCCGUCCAAUCGCCUGGUCAUUAUGCAUGAAUAUAAAUCCCAUUAAAAGGUUAAACUUUACUGUCUUAUGCUGUUUGGAUACAAAUGUGAGAAGUGGGUUAAGUUGUUACUCAGGAAUGGGUAAUACCUUAUAAGAAGAAUUUACUUUGUAGUAAAGUGGGAGGCAGAAGCUUAUUUUAGAGCUUAUUCAGAUCUCUAUGGCCAUGCACCAAUGUGAUCUAUAUUAAGCUCAGUGUGCCUAAGACCUGGUUGUCUGAGUAGAUUAUUGACUAUGCAAGCCUUUAUACGGUCUGUGUGCCAAAGUUUUCUGCCCACAAGCAAGCUGCUUAGGAAAUCUAGAAAAAAUUAUAUAUAUAUCUUGCCACUUAAAAAAUCGUGCAGCGAGCAGCACCCUGCUAGCACAGCCUAGCGUGAAGAUGACAAUGCUGUUUUUUACUAUAGAUAGAGAUAUAGAUAUAUAUAUAUAUAUAUAUAUAUAUAUAUAUAGAUAUAUAUAUAUAUAGAUAUAUAUAUAAAAUAUGUUUUUUUUCCUUUUAUUUUUUCCUUUUUGGAUAAUAGCUGUGGACCAGUCCCAAGUUAGACCUCAUCAGAAUGGAAGUGAAACUUUCUCACGAUUAUGUCACAUUGCAGCAUGCAUGAUGUUUUUUCCUUUGUUCCCUCACCCAUGUAUGUGAUUGUUUUAGAGAAAACUGCUGCCUUGCUCCUUUGGAGUAACCUGUGGUAGACUGCUUUGCUUGUCACUGUCACUGUAAACCCUGUGGGUGUCACUGUAAUCUGUCAGGUGCAUGCAAGUGAGCUGAGGGGAAUGUGUUAUAAUGCAUGCCACAAUAUCCUUCAUGUGUGAGCAAUUGGAUUGCUUUGAAUGCAAAAUAUACUGUAGUGUGUGUGUGUGUGUGUGUAUGUAUGUAUGCGUGUGUGAUAUAUAUGUAUAAACACACACAAAGACUUGAAAUAGUUGAUCCCAGUCAACAUAAUUUUUUACAGCAUUUGCUGACAUGUCAGAUCUUUUCAGUGAGUUUAUCAUUUCUCUCAAAGUGCCUCCAGUGCAUCAUGUGAGAUGCAUUAUACGUGUCUGACUGGUUACUUUUUCUGUGUACCAGUAUGGACUUGCAUUACUGCACCUUUUACCCUCUUCACUGUCGCAGGACCCAGCUGCACUGAAUGAAUUGGGCCUACUGGUUGAAGCAUCAAUAUUAAUUUGCUCUUCUGCCUGCAAGAUAGCUGGAGCAGCCUACUCGUCUUUCAGAAAACUGUGUAUACGGAGACAAAUAUAAUGUCUCUGGUUUGUUGAUGCAACUGUUUUAAUAGUUUAAUAAUAAUGAAAAAAAUAGUUUAAUAAAGAAAAUAAAAAACAGGCCCAUUUAAUGGAAAACAUUGAAGCUGUGGUAAAAUCUUCUAUGCUACAGGUUCUAUUUGUUAUGGAGCAUAAAGGGAAGCUAUAGCACAAAUACAGACCUUUUAGACUGUUGUGGAAAAACUUUCCAAAUGUUAUCUUUACCUGUGCCUCGAACCUUUUCCUGUGUCAUACAGAACUGUUCCCCAUAGCUUCUGUCUGUGCUGUAUAUAAAUACUGAAACGUUAUAUAAAUCGCCUGGUCUGAGAUAUAGAGUAAGUAGUAAUUAUAAUGGGUAUAGAAACUGCAAGACGAAUAAAAUAGCACUGAACACCAGCAUCACACCCUUUCCUGCACACCUCUGUGGAGUGUGGGGGAAAACGUGCAAUGUCUGCAGCUGCAUGGUGCCAGCGUUCUCGCCAUUUCUUCUGGCACGUAGCUAUCUAUGCUAAUUGAAUUGCCUCCUAAAUGUCGGUAUUAAUGUCAGGCAGAUCAUGGAACAUUUAUGUAUUGCAGGUGGCCAUGUAGAAAACGAGGUAUUGUACAAAGCACAACAUGUUGGGUUUUUUUCUAGUCCAGUUUAGAAAAACAAAAAUGUCAUUGCUAUGUGCAACAUCGCCUUUCCUACUCCUGUUUAAUUCAGUACAAGUAAGCAAUUCUUCUUACCUGUAAUGUCCAGUGCAGCGUCAUUGUGCCUGAUUCAGAGAUGUAUGCAAAUUUGAUGGUCUACGCCAGAGGUUCCCAAACGCGGUCCUCAAGGCACCCCAACGGUCCUGGUUUUAAAUGUAUCCAUGCUUGGCCACAGGUGACUUAAUUAGCACCCCAGUCAAUUUGAUUUAACCAUCUGUGCUGAGCCAUGGAUAUACCUAAAACCUUGGCUGUUUGGGGUGCCUUGAGGACCACGUUUGGGAUCCCCUGGUCUACGCACAUCUCUGAUGGUUAUUAAUCUGCACAUGCGCAAGAUCAGCACUGCACAUGUGCAGAAUUGUGGAUCUGAUGACCUUCAGUGUCCCCUAACCUCUACAGUAUGAUUGACAUACUGUGUCCUUUUGGGGUAUGCCCUGUUUUGUAGGCGUGCUGAAGCCAGGGUCUGAAUCUUUUAACAGAGAUUUGCUGUCCUGGCCUCUGCUGCGUGAUUACACCGGACAGCCCAAGUAACCUGAUGGACACCGCAGUGGAUGAGAGAAGCCGCCAGGAGGCGAUUGCAUACACAAGACGCCUCCUACAGCAUAUCAUUGCACAACUGCUGUAUGACCUGUGUCUAUCUCUGAAUCAGCCCCAUUGUACGAGACUCAAUUGUGACCUCAUGAUGUAUUAAAGCAGGCUUUUAAGAGACGUACAGAUGUGUCCUCCUACAUCUUGCCUCAAUACACCACGCAGUGGGAGAUGCCUGGUGUGAGUGAGCUGAGGGCUCAUAUCAUUUCAAGCGGCAAAAGCUGCUUAUGCGUCCUAUUUGCAUCGUUUGGUGAAUAAGACACAUUUUAAUGGAAAAAGUUGCACAAAAAGAUGCUUGACGCUAGCUGUUUGACAUGCAGGAGGCUAGAUGUAAGUGGACACAUCUGUGCAGGGUCUGUUGCAAGUAUAACAAAUCUGUUUGCAAAUAUUAGUUAUGUUGGAAAGUGCAAAUUGCAGCAAAGUGUUCUUUUCAUUCUUAAGAAUAAGAAACCAAAUGUAACCGUACAAAAUCGCAACUGAAAAUGUAAUGGUGUAUAAAAGUGAUAUUUGUUUCCUAGUUUAAGAAAUGUAAAUGUUAGCCUUGACACUUUGCGUUCUUUAACUACAUAAAGCAAAUCAUUACAAAAUAUUUUUUUUUAAAUCCAUUUUCACAAAGGACUUGUUCACACGUGGGGUGUAAACACUUACCUGGCAUGGUCAGAUUUCAUGCAACUGCGUCAUCCCACCCUGUCCCCCUGUUUUUGACGAGGAGAUCCGUUCUGCAGAUGUGCAUAAUAUAAUGUUUAAAUAUUUUAAAAAAAUACUUUUUCAACUUUAUUAAAUAAAAUAAAUUUAAAACAAACAAUGUUGUUAACGCUUUUGAAGGGAAAAAUCAUCAGUUAAGUGGUUUUAAGAUUUAUUUAUUUUUUAAUACAUAUAUAGGUGCGUUCUUUGCUCCAUAUGAUGACAUAACCCUAUCAUUUUAUCUGGUUUUCAUGUAAGAAAGCUGCCUGAAAUCUGUAUGAAACAUUGUGAUUGAAGGCAGAAGGGCUUGUCUUUCCAAGGAAAGACACAGCGUGGAAUCGUAGACAUGUCGGCACUGAUGCAGAGUUGAAGUGAAAUCUGUUUGGGCAACAUAUAUUUUGCAUGUUGUAGCACUGCAUUUUUUCUGGAACCAAGCAUUGGUGAUGUAGAGUCCUACACAACUCUGUUCUACCUCCACUUGCUCCUGAAGGGGUGUAAACACAGUGAACGCCCCGUUCCCACACAAAGUUCAGUGAGGCGUGUAGAGGAAACUGCUGGGAAUGCACCAUCUUGUGUACAAUAUGCUGUUUUUCAAAGUGAUCUUUUGCAUCAGUGACAAAGCUGGUGCAAGUGCCCACUGAUAAUGAUGACUGCUAUAAAACCAAGCAUACAGGCUAAUGCACACAUUUAGUUACAUACACAGAGCCAGUGCGGCCGGACUUGCGUUCAACUCUGCACCAGCUUUUUGACUUUACAUUUAUGCAAAAAUUAUAAAUAAUUAGGAAACUAUUUGAAAAUGCACAAUCCUGUUAGAAAACUAAUCUUGGCUGCAGUUUCCUUUUAAUAUAUUGUAUCUCAAGGUCUUAUACAACUUCGAGGUAAUGUUUGUUUUUUAUCCUUAUAAGAUUUACAAUAUAUGAAAAAUGAAUCUUAAUGUGUGCGGUGCGUUAAUGCAGGAAGAUUACCAGCAAUACCACAUUCAUUUCCUGCUAUAUGUAUUCAGGAUGUUGUAAUAUUUGCCAAACAAUUGCUUAGAAAAUUUGAAGUAGGAAAAGGGAACGGGACGAAUGCUUUUCUAUUUACCCUUUAAUACACUUAUUUUGCCACAUUAUAUUGUAUAGUACAGAUUUAUUGGGCUAUCAUUCUGUCCUGGAACAGUGUUUAAGAUGAAUGCUUAAAGAUGCAAAGGUAAUUUUCUGUAAAAUUGAGCUCAAGCACUGUAAGAAAUAAAACUUUUGCAGAAUGUU
Pseudophryne corroboree (corroboree frog) is the source of this 5235-nucleotide messenger RNA. Its product is annotated as calcium release-activated calcium channel protein 1-like. The record is from RefSeq and is a predicted model, not a curated record. The coding region runs from base 1 to 786 and encodes 261 amino acids. Gene Ontology annotation, biological process: store-operated calcium entry. Gene Ontology annotation, cellular component: membrane. Lineage: Eukaryota; Metazoa; Chordata; Amphibia; Anura; Myobatrachidae. The transcript has 2 exons. Gene Ontology annotation, molecular function: store-operated calcium channel activity.